Molecule: messenger RNA, 4620 nt
Organism: Sphaeramia orbicularis (orbiculate cardinalfish)
Lineage: Eukaryota; Metazoa; Chordata; Actinopteri; Kurtiformes; Apogonidae
Gene: flt1
Product: fms related receptor tyrosine kinase 1
Exons: 30
Coding region: 239-4063 (1274 amino acids)
Biological process (GO): vascular endothelial growth factor receptor signaling pathway; multicellular organism development; positive regulation of kinase activity
Cellular component (GO): plasma membrane; signaling receptor complex
Molecular function (GO): ATP binding; vascular endothelial growth factor receptor activity; growth factor binding
Source: RefSeq, a predicted model, not a curated record
UUGCACUGGAGUUCAAGCGUGGUGUCCUGUAGCGUGAUCUCCCGCAGUUAUCCUCAGGAAACAAACCUCUCCAUCUCCAUUGACUGGUCAUCAGUGCUGAGCGCCACAGCUAAGGGCUCUGUCUGCGCAGAGCCGGGUCUGGUCCACUCUGGAAAAAAACACUACCACAGGAAUAAAAGUAGUUUCUUUUUUUUUUUUUUUUUUUCUCUGAGAGCAGCUCGACGCACUGGAGUCCACCAUGAAUCUUAUGAUUAUCUGCGUGUUUUGUGGAUUGUAUGGUGUCCUGGCUAAAGAAAAAGAACAAAAAGGAAAGUACAGCGUGCCAAACCUGGAUGUGAAAGCUCGACAGCUGCUCCUGGACACAAACCAAACACUGAUACUUAACUGCAGGGGCCGCUGGGAGCUGACAUGGGCCCUUCCGUCAGGCGUGGGCCGAGAUCAGGUGCAGAUGGAGGAAUCUCGCUGUGGGAGGACGGGCCAGCAGUUCUGCAGCCGUCUGACACUCAGCCCAACCGAGGCCCAACACACCGGCCUGUACCGCUGCCGGUACCGACACCGAACCCAUAAACAGAGCUCAGUUUAUGUUUAUGUCACAGACAGCCAGCAGCCAUUUGUGGAACCAAAGGGUAUGAGCCCAGAUGUGUUGUACAUGAAGGAGAAGCAGCCACUCAUCAUCCCCUGCCGGGUCACCCACCCAAACACCACCACUACACUGGUUAAGUUCCCUGACCACAGACUGACCCCGGAUCAGAGGAACAUUAUUUGGAACAGCAAGCAUGGCUUCACUAUCCGCACUCCCACUUUUUAUUACAUCGGCCUUUUUUUCUGUCAAACCACUACUGAUGGUGUAAUUCAUGAGUCACGUAUAUACUUUAUACACAGGCCAGUGAGUACCAUCUUGGAUGUGUAUCUGAACAGCAGUGGACCUGUGCAGGCUCUGAAGGGGGAGAAACUGACGUUGAACUGCACCGCCACCGGGGAGUUAAACACCAGAGUCAACAUCACCUGGGACUACCCCGGAAAGAAUAACAGCAUCAACUCCAUUUCAAAGAGGAUCCUGAGACACCGAACGCACAUGCUGUUUUAUAGUAUCCUGACCAUCCCCAAGCUGCAGCGUUCGGACCGAGGCCUCUACACGUGCCGCGUCACCAGUGGAGAAAAUGUGAAACAACAGAAAGUUACCGUCACUGUCUAUGACCGUCCCUUUAUCCGUCUGAAGCCCAGACAGGGGUCUGUGAUUGAAACACAAGCAGGACAAAAAUCUUACCGGAUCUCUCCAAAACUACGAGCGUUCCCUGUCCCAGAGGUCAUCUGGUUAAAGGACGGUAUGGUGGCAGCAGAACAGUGCUCCAGAUACCACCUAGAUGGAAACUCCCUGGUGAUCCGGGAUGUUGCAGAGGAGGAUGCUGGGAAGUACACCGUCCUGGUACGAAUCCAGGAACAUGGACUCUUCCAGAAUCUCACACUCACCCUUGUGGUCAACGUGAGUCCUCAGAUAGGGGAGAAAGCGGUGUCGUUACAGGACCCUGGCUCCGUCCCACGGGGAAGCAGACAAGCCCUUCAUUGCACAUCCCAUGGGAUCCCACCUCCACACAUCCAGUGGCUCUGGCAUCCCUGCCCACCCAAAGGACUGUGUGAGUGUCCGACGUCAUCCUCACUGUGGAGUCCUGUGACAGACAGAAUCCCCACCGUGUCCACACACAACCACAUCCUGAGUGUUACACACAGACAGGAAGUGCUUCAGGGGAAGAAUAAGACGGUGGGGGUCCUGACUGUGGCAGAGGCCUUUGUGUCUGGAGUCUAUCGCUGUGUAGCCUCUAACUCUGCAGGCAAGGACCAACUGGACAUCCACUUCUACAUCACAGAUGUCAAAGGAGGCUUCAGUGUGGUCCAGGAGGAGCAUCCUAGAGAGGGUGGAGAUCUGCAUCUCACCUGCUUGGCCAAUAAAUACCUGUACUCUGCGUUGUCAUGGCAACGGUUGAACAGGACAGGGGGCGCAAUAAUUGUUCAGCCACUCUCAUCAGGGGAUUUCUCCAACUCCCUGGUCCUGUUGCUAAGCAACCUGACAGCUAGAGACUCUGGAGUAUACAGAUGCUCCGCCCACCACCUCGUCACCGAACAGGAAAUGCACCUGGACACAGAAGUGGCGGUCACAAUUUUAGAACCCCCAGUGCUGCUUAAUAAUUUAACAGAUUGCACAGUCAACAUGAGCAGCUCAGUGACCCUCAGCUGUCCAUCCCAAGGCAUCCCACCUCCGACUGUCACAUGGUACAAGGGUGGACACGCUCUAUUGCAAGGAUCAGGUAUCGUCAUAGCACCAGAAGACGGGACCCUCCAUAUUGACCGAAUUACAGAAGAAGAUCAGGGAUUGUAUACAUGCAAAGCAACCAAUGAGAGAGGAUCUGCACAGAGCUCUGCCUAUAUAUGGGUCAACAGUUCUUCAGGGUCUUCGUUUCUGGAGAUUCCUACUCUAACCUGUACCUGUGUGGUGGCCACUCUCUUCUGGCUUUUGAUCACACUUUUCAUACGGAAACUGAAACAGGCUAACAGCUCAAACACCAAACCAGAGUACCUGUCAAUCAUACUGGACACGGGUGAGGGGCCAAUCGAGGAGCAGUGUGAACGUCUACAAUACGACCCCAACCAAUGGGAGUUCCCCAGAGAGCGCCUCAACUCAGGGAAGCCUCUUGGCCGGGGGGCAUUUGGUAAGGUCAUGCAGGCGUCAGCGUUUGGUAUAGACAACGAAACCGGCUGCAGGACGGUGGCUGUUAAGAUGCUAAAAGAGGGAGCUACAGCCAGUGAACAUAAAGCCCUGAUGACUGAGCUGAAGAUCCUCAACCACAUUGGACACCAUUUAAAUGUAGUAAAUCUACUGGGGGCCUGUACCAAGCCAGGAGGACCACUGAUGGUCAUUGUGGAGUACUGCUGCUAUGGAAAUCUAUCUACGUUCCUCAAGUCCAAGAGGGAUGUGUUUGUGCACAACAGGUCGACAGCAGAAAAGGACAUUGGGUCCAAUUGUUUUGGCAGUGUGUCUGACAACCAAAGCAUCAUUAAGACAAAGUUUGAUGAGAGAAAAAAGAAAGAUGAUGGCCUUGAUCCCAAAUCAGUCCCCAACUCCCCUUUAUUCUUGGAGGAUCUCAUCUCCUUCAGCUUCCAGGUGGCCCGAGGAAUGGAGUUUUUGGCCUCACGCAAGUGUAUUCACCGAGACCUGGCUGCCAGGAACAUUUUGCUGUCUGACAACAAAGUAGUAAAGAUCUGUGACUUUGGCCUGGCUCGAGACAUCUACAAAGACCCUGACUACGUCCGCAAAGGAGAUGCUCGUCUCCCUCUGAAGUGGAUGUCUCCAGAGUCCAUCUUUGACAAAGUCUUCACCACCCAGAGUGAUGUCUGGUCCUUUGGAAUUCUGCUGUGGGAGAUCUUCUCUCUGGGAGCUUCACCGUACCCUGGUCUUCACAUUGAUGAGGAAUUCUGUCACAGGCUGAAGGCAGGAACAAGGAUGCGAGCGCCCGAGUACAGCACACCUGAAAUUUACAGCACAAUGCUGGCCUGCUGGGAGGCCAGCCCCUCAGACCGACCCACCUUCACUGACCUGGUGGAGACCCUGGGAGACCUGCUCCAGGCGAGGGUUCAGCAGGAUGGGAAGGAUUAUAUUCCUCUGGGAUCCUUCAUGACUGGAGACAUGAGCCGUAGAGAAAACCUCAAAGAAAGCCCACUCGCAGUCACAAAUCUGAGCUACAUGAGGGGUAUGGCCACACUUCAGACAUUUGAGCAACUGCCCUGUGAGGAGUCCUACAGCCCUGAUGAUGAGCAGAGUGACAGUGGUAUGGUGCUGCCGUCAGAGGAACUGAAGAACCUGACACGGAACAGUGACACCAAGAACAGCAGGCUCAACAGGUUCUUCACCUUCACUAAGCGUCACAACAACCAGGUGCCCUUCCUGUGCAAUGACAUUGAUGGUCUCCAUGACAACCAGCCAUCGAUCCUGCCUUUUGAUUGGGAGUCUGAUGAAGGCGGCUCCCCUCCCCCUGACUACAACUCUGCCUUUCUCUACCCUUCCCUCUAGCAUCCAUCCUUAUGUAAAGACACGCUGUGUUUUUUUAUUAUCUUCUAUUUUGCUUCCUCUACCUCACCAUAAGAUUUGCAGGUAUUCCUCUGUCCACCUAAACAUCUCAGAUAUUUCACUUCGACUCAAUCUUUUUACUCCCCAAUUUGUAUAUGCUGUACUGCUCCCAAGCAUUAUUUCAAUGCACUCCCUCACUUAACCCCUUCCAAGAGCAGCUAAAAGUUAUUCCCUGAUAGACAGAACCUAUCCUAUGGAGUUAUACCGAAUGUAUUUACUGACCUAAAGCUUUUUGUAUUGGUACCUCACGCACUGAGCUUGUAAAGAGGAACACUUAUUCCCCUUACACAGCCAUUAUAUGCUGGAAAAAGUAGCCAUUUAAUCAGAAUGUAUGUAUUUAUUUUAAUGCUGUAUUCAUUGUCUGUGAAACUGAUGUCUUUAUCCUGCUUUUGUGAAUGUAAACAUACACCUAGACCACAGGUGUCAAACAUGCGGCCCGGGGGCCAAAACCGGCCCGCCAAAGGAUCAAAUCCGGCCCCUAGGAUGAAUUUGUGAAAUAC